AUGCGAAGAUCUUUCACCUACUUUGGGUUAGUAGCAUCAGCUUUGCUACUGUUGAUUUUCAUAUGGUCAGUAUAUAUUAGUCCACCCACAUUGCCUUAUGAAGAACAGAUAGGCUUAAUUGAAGAAGAAUUAAAAUACAUUACAGAUGAUCCGUUAGUCACUCAUAUGGUAACAUUUGAAAUAACACAUAAAGAAAAAGUACUAGGUAUAAUCAAAAUGGCAUUAUUUGGAACUACUGUACCUAUUACAGUAGAAAACUUUAUUGGUCUAGCUACGAAUUCCAAAGGGUUUGGAUAUCAAGAUUGUAAGAUUCACCAGAUUAUUGAAAAUUUUGUAAUUCAGACAGGAGAUUUUGAAAAGGGUAAUGGUUCAGGGGGUAAUUCAUUCUUUUAUGACGAUAAUGAUACUACUAAUACUAAUAAUAAUAAUAAUAAUAAUAAUAAUAAUAAUAAUAAUAAUAAUAAUAAUAAUAAUAAUAAUAAUAAUAAAUACUUUAGGGCCGAGAAUUAUUCUAUAAGUCAUAGUAAAAAGGGUCGAGUAUCAAUGGCAUCUCAAGGGAAGGAUAAAAUUGGUUCACAAUUCUUUAUUACACUAUUACACGAUUCUACCCAUCUUGAUGGGAAGCACGUUGUGUUUGGUCAAGUAAUUGCAGGAUUUGAUACACUACAUGAAUUGGAUAUUAUUCCAUUAGACAAGAAAAACAGACCUAUCGAUAAAACCUAUAUAAGUGAUAUAAAAGUAAUGAAAUUACGUAUACCUAUUGGACGGCUGAGUUCAAAUGGGAAUCACCACCUGAGUAUAUAG
Molecule: messenger RNA, 804 nt
Organism: Scheffersomyces amazonensis
Lineage: Eukaryota; Fungi; Ascomycota; Pichiomycetes; Serinales; Debaryomycetaceae
Exons: 1
Coding region: 1-804 (267 amino acids)
Biological process (GO): protein peptidyl-prolyl isomerization
Molecular function (GO): peptidyl-prolyl cis-trans isomerase activity
Source: RefSeq, a predicted model, not a curated record